AUGGUAAUUGGGCGAUCUGCACCGCGAUAUGAAAAACUUGCUCUUUUAUACCCCCGCUCCAAGGAGCUACAGUCCUUUCUCAUCGAAUACUUCGUGGUCGUUGUACGACUUUGUCAUCGGAUCCUCAAAUUUACACAGAAAUCUGCGCUAGGCAAGUUUGGGGCUACUUUAAAUGAUUCCGACCUGAUUAACUUUCAAACUCAACUCGAAUCUCGAUCGAGGGAUAUCAAAGAUGAGGUUGCCUAUCUUAUGGCUCAGAGAAUAGAAGAGCAAGCUAGCUUUACUACACAGCUGUGGUCGAGGAAGUAUUCAAAAGAGGUGGCCCACCAGCGCCAAAUGAAGGCUUAUUUCGGAGCAUUGGAAUUCUGCUCAACAUACGAUUACAUGUCUCCAUGGAAGCAGGCGCGCCGACUUGGCAAGACGACUUUAUUCCAUGAAUGUCUAAAUUAUUUGACAUGGCGCGAGAGGGCCUACUCAUGUUCCCUGAUCCUCACGGGAAGGCUUGGAUCAGGGAAAUCUGUAUUGCUGGCAAAUAUGGUUGAUGACCUCAACCUACAUCAUCGUGGUCAGAAUAUGACAGUGGCCUUUUCGUUCUGUCGCCACGAUCUACCUGAAAGCUUGAAGCCACGGAUAAUCAUUGGCUCUAUCGCGCGUCAGCUAAUAUGGUCAAUGCCUGGACUAGCCGAGCGAGUCAACGGCUAUAAUCUUAAGGGACAACAGGAUGAAUUUGAAGCUAUCCGCAACCUCCUUGGAGCUUUACUACCACCAGGCUUCAAGGCAUACCUGGUUAUUGAUGGGUUGGAUGAAUGUGAACCGGAAGACCGAAGAACAGUGAUACAGGAAAUUCGAUGGCUUCAACAAAGAUUUUCAUUGCUUCUCUGUGCUUCUGUUCGGAAGGAACCACGCGACCCUUACAGAAUUGAUGACGCGUGGGAAAAGUUCGAAUCCGUUGAUAUUACGGCAAUACCAGACAACGCCAGCGAUAUUGAGAUAUUCAUUGAAACAGAACUAGAAUCUCGUAUCACCUCUGGAAAGCUGACGAUCGGAAACCCCAUUCUUGUUCUGGAGAUCCAGGAUGCUUUGCUGAAAGGUUCUCAAGGAAUGUUCCUUUGGGUUGCACUUCAGAUUGAUAACCUCUGCACAAUGUGCACAGAUGAGGCUAUCCGGCAAGCGUUGGCGGACCUCCCGCAAACCCUCUCUGAAACCUUCGAUCGCAUUCUGCGAAAGUUCGACUCAACCUUGGCUCGGUCAUAUCAGAACUCAAUAUUGGAAAUCAUAGUUGCGGCCCGCUAUCCCCUGACACCGGAGGAACUACGGGAGGCUCUCGGCGUGAUUCCCGGCGACACUACAUGGGAUGAAUCUCGACUUGUGAAUGACAUAUUUGGCAUUUUGACAUGUUGUGGAAGCUUAUUAACAAUCGAUGAAGAAGAAAAGACCGUUCGGCUUGUUCAUAGCAGCGUUCGGCAAUUUCUAGUCGACUCCGACUCUGGCGGUGCAGCGGCACGAUUUACACUCUACAGCGUUCAAAAGAAGAUGGCUGAUAUCAUUACCACCUAUCUCAAUUAUGACAUUUUUGAACGUCAAAUAUCAACCACAGUCAAGUCCAACGUCGAAGUCAACUCGACACCUGCGAGGAUCUUGGACUCAAAUUUUGAAGUUCCUACGGUUGUGCGGGACAUCGCUGUGAACCUCUUGAAAUUACGAAGGGUGCCAGGUUUUAAUAUGGGGAAAACCUUGGAACAACUCCGCGCUCGACCUCGAACUUCCGCCGCUAACCCUUUAAAACUUCUUGCAUAUGCAAAAUUCAACUGUCUGUUCCAUAUCACGUGUGUCCUGGAAUCAAGAGAGUCUCAUGAGGUCGAUGCUUCAUUUCUCCGGUUGCUUAAUGGCACAAUGGUAGACAUAAAUACCAGUGACGGACAAAGACUGCUCCUUUCAGCUUCUGGAAAGGGGAGCGAGGCAGUUGUCAAAAUCCUCCUGCACUCUAGCCAACUAAACCCAAAUUCAACCGAUCUCUCUGGACAAACACCAUUAUUUCUUGCAGCUGCUUUCGGUCAUGACACGGUAGUCAAACUCUUACUCAGUGUCAGGUCCAUUGACCCCAAUAUCAAGAGCAAGAAGAUUCAAACACCGCUGCACAUUGCGAUUGAGAAAGGUCAUAACAACACAGCUCAAAUUUUAAUCGAAUCGGGACGAGUGAAUAUCAACGCCAAAGAUCAUUCCGAUAGGACGCCACUGCACAUCGCGCUUCAAUCACUUCAUACCGAUCCUGUUGCAAAAAUACUCCUCCAAUCUCCAUCUAUCCUUCCCGAUGAACAGGAUUGCCAGGGUAGAACACCUCUCCAAAACGCCCUUGAAGGAGGCAAUGUGGCCGUUGCAAAGAUUCUCCUCGCAAGCAAAAAAGUGAAAACAAACACUAAAGACGAAAACGGGCGAUCUCCCCUCCAUCUCGCAGUCAAAUUCGACCUUACAGGCGAGAUCGUCCAAACCCUCCUCGAAUUCGAGUCCACAGACCCAGAUGCAGAAGAUGAGAAAAAGGUCACACCCUUGCACCAAGCUGUGAAAAGCAGCAAUCUAUCAGCCAUGAAAAUCCUUCUCGAAUCAGGAAGACUCAAUCCUCCUUUUCGGGUAAAUGGCAGACACCUAAAUCCAAAUAGAUGGACUGUAAUGCAUGCGGUUGCACAACACGGCGAUGAAGAAAUGACCAAACUGCUCCUCAGCUAUGAUCAAGUGGAUGCGAACGCACGAGACUACGACGGGAAGACACCAUUACAUUAUGGCUCAUCAGCUGAUAACGUGAUUUUUGUGCGAUGUAUGCUUGGAUCUGAUAAGGUCCUCGCAAAUGCGAAAGAUGAUUUGGGAAGAACGCCGCUUCAUAUUGCUUUCAUGCAUAAUAGUCGUGCUGUUGCGGAUCUGCUGCUAUCGUGUGAGAAGGUGCAGUGUGAUGUUAAUGAAAAAGAUAACGAGGGACUCUCGCCGCUUGAUUACGUUGAUUUGCUUCAGAAUUUGACGAUGGGGAAUUCUUCUUCGUCGGGUAAAGAGCUGACUAUCUCUGUUAGGAGGGCGAGAGAGUUGAGGGAGUUGAGAGAAGUGAGGAAACAGGUGGGAGAUUAUGGAUUGUAG
Messenger RNA from Penicillium malachiteum, 3123 nucleotides. Its product is annotated as ankyrin repeat domain-containing protein. NCBI's taxonomy places the organism in Eukaryota, Fungi, Ascomycota, Eurotiomycetes, Eurotiales, Aspergillaceae. The coding region runs from base 1 to 3123 and encodes 1040 amino acids. Gene Ontology annotation, molecular function: protein binding. The transcript has a single exon. The record is from RefSeq and is a predicted model, not a curated record.